UUGGCUACUAUCUGUGUCCAUCUGGUCCCCUGUGUUUCUUGACAGCUAGAAUCGGCGUCUGUCCCAUCACACACCGAAAGGAAGCAAGGAGCGCUUGGAGGAGAGGCGCGGACGGGCUUUUCUAUUGUCACGGGGAAGAACACAGGAGAAGUACACACCCAGGAGUUAUCUCGGCGACAUGGACAAAAACGGGAAAGCCAUGGAGGAGUUGGUGUGUGAGCUGCGUCUGUUCCUGGACCUGCUGGACAGGGAGUAUCUGAGUGCUGGGGUCAGGGAGAAGAAGAUGCUCAUCUCCAACAUCCUUCACAGGGUCCUCAAUGCUAAAGAGCCCUCGUUCAAGUCAGAGGACCACAGCAGCCUUUCUGCACCCCCUCAGAUGCCACUCCCUGAGAUCCCACACCCCUGGCUCCCUCCAGACAAUGGGCCUCCUCCUCUCCCCAGCUGCUCUCUCCCAGAGGGAUACUAUGAAGAGGCUGUCCCCCUCAGUCCUGGAAAAGCCCCAGAAUACAUCACUUCCAACUAUGAUUCUGACCAGAUGAGCAGUUCGUAUGAGUCGUAUGACGAGGAGGAGGAGGAUGGGAAGGAACAGGGGAAGAAGAUGCGACACCAGUGGCCUAGCGAGGAGGCCUCCAUGGGUCUGGUCAAGGACGCACGCAUCUGUGCCUUCCUGCUGCGCAAGAAACGCUUCGGCCAGUGGACCAAGCUGCUCUGUGUCAUCAAGGACAACAAGCUGCUGUGCUACAAGUCAUCUAAAGACCAGACACCCCAGAUGGAGCUGCUGUUAUCAGGCUGUAGCAUCACACAUGUCCCCAAGGACGGCAAGAAGAAGAAACACGAGCUGAAGAUAGCCCACCAGGGGGCAGAUGCCCUGGUCCUGGCCGUGCAGAGCAAAGAGCAGGCUGAGGAGUGGCUCAAGGUGAUGAGGGAGGUGUGCAGUAAUGGCUGUGACUCAGAUGUAUCAGGGUCUCCUGUGCACAAGCCCGACCUGGAGAAGAAGGUGUUGUGUGAUAGGCCGAGCUCAGACGGAGAGCCGCCCAAUGAGAACGGACACACCGUCACCGACUGUAAGGACCAAGGUAAAGGGAAGAAGGACUCUCAGAAGAGUCAGAAGGGAGGCACGCUGAGUAAAGGGGCGGGGAAGAAGAUCACUAAGAUCAUUGGCUUAGGCAAGAAGAAGCCGUCCACUGACGAACAGACCUCUUCAGCCGAGGAGGACAUACCCACCUGUGGCUACCUGAACGUGCUGUCCAAUAACCGCUGGCGUGAGCGUUGGUGUCGUCUGAAGGACAACCAGCUGCUGCUUCAUAAGGACCGUACUGAUCUGAAGACCCACACGGCCAGCCUUCCCCUCAGAGGCUGCGAGGUCAGCCCCGGACUGGACUCCAAACACCCCUUCGCCUUCCGCCUGCUCCGCAACGGACAGGAGGUGGCUGUACUGGAGGCGUCCUCCUCAGAGGUCAUGGGUCGGUGGCUGGGGAUGCUGCUAGCUGAAACAGGCUCUAUCACAGACCCUGCAGCCUUACACUAUGAUUACAUAGAUGUAGAGACUACCGCAAACGUUAUCCAGCUGGCCAAGCAGUCCUUCUGCUUCACUAGUAAACGUGCUGUAUCUCCCAACCCUUAUCUGGACAACCCUGCCAACAGUUACGCAUGUCCCUCUGGAAUGGCACUGCACUAUGAUGAUGUGCCCAUCAAUGGAACGGACCCUGAGGCGCUAUACUCCAGCCCUGCCACCGGAGGGCGACGUCUGAGAGAGGAGGUGUUGUAUGAGAACACUGACCCCGACCUGUAUGAGAACAUGCCUUCGCCCAAGCUGGCUGCCCGCUACUCCCCCAAGCCCAGUCGCCUGGCAUCAUCCUCCUCCUCUUCCUCCAGCCACUACAAAACCCCUGGCCCUGUCAAAUCCAAACUCCUCUCCUCUUCCUCCUCUUCCUCGGCUAACACUAACACUAAAGCCGUUGCUCAGCUGAAGGGGAAAAAGGUCCCAGUGACCAAUGGGACAGCGUCUAAACAGAAGGUGGACAAGAACCAGGCCAAGAAGACCAAUGGAACAACCAAUGGAACAGCAUCUGUGAAACGCAACAACUCCAGUGCAGAGCAGUAUAAGUACGGUAAGAACCGUGUGGAGGCGGACGCCAAGAUGCUGCAGGCUAAAGAGGAGGAGCUAAUCAACAGAAAGCAGGACAUCAGGAACCGUCUGACCCAGCUGAAGAAGGACAGGAAAGACCUGCGCACCGCCAUGGAGGCCAGCACCGCUAAGCGCUGCGCUGGGUCCCUGGCGGAGCGGCUGAAAAAGGUGGAGGACGAGUGCAAGCUGAAGGAGGACGAGCGGGUGAGCCUGGAGCUGGAGAUGACAGAGGUCAAGGAGAGUCUGAAGAAGGCCCUGAACGGAGGAGUCACUCUGGGACUCACCAUCGAGCCCAAGUCUGGCACCUCCAGCCCACAGUCCCCAGUGUUGCUGAGGCGUACCCUAGAGAACUCUCCCAUCUCCAGCUGUGACACCAGCGACACAGAGAGCUGUUCUACUCUGCCCGUCAACAGUGCCUCCCUCCUCCGCAGAACGACCAAUCAGAAACCCUCGGCCGUACGCGGCCAUGUCCUCAAGAAGGCUAAGGAAUGGGAGAUGAAGACUGGCACAUGAGCAACAACUCUGUUCACAACAGUCCUAUCUUAUUAGCUUUUUAUUUUAUUUGAAUGGGUUUAUAUAUUUAUUUAAAUCAGUUCGUAUGGGGAAGAAGGUUGAAGAGGAGUGCACUACAAGCAUAGCCAAACAGAGAGACGAUCAAGACAAUGCAGAUUUUUUUUGGUCUACUUUAUUUCCUGGACAUAAAGAACUAGCAGUCUUUUUCUAGCGUACCAUUGUGUAAUACCAUGUUAUAUUUCAACUACUCUGUUGUGUGCUUUUGUAUCGCCCAAUCUUGUGAUUUUUUGUUCGUUUUUGUUUUGCAGUCAUCCACUUUCAUACAGUCUCUCGUUGCCUGUUUCUCCAUCACAUAAAACAAUCAGGUUUCUACAACUCGUGGGGGUUCCAAAAUCAAGUGCAUAUUUAUUUGUAAAUGUUUCUUAGGUAACUACUAGCAUCCUUGUGAUUAUUUAUGUUGAUAAUAUUUAAUGCUUGUUGUAUUGUAUAGCGCCCUCUCUUUAGAACAGGAACUGCACUGUGCCACUAAUGUCCACAGCAUCUGGAUCCAGCCGUUAGUAUCAGUGUUAGGCAAUCCAGAUGAUUUUCAAAUCAUCAAACCAGCAAUACACCUACAGUACUCCUAGUCCUUAGUGGUUGAUGCCUGGGAGUGGGCCUUUGGAAUGUGCGGGUCAGACUAAGGCGUGGCGGUGUUCUGGUGAGUCUGGCGUUGGAAAAGUCCUCAACCUCAAGUAAUGUAGCCUCUUGUAUUUACACUUCUACAUCCAGGAGCCUCGGGCCAGCUCUUUUAAUCAUGCCACUGGUGCACUGUAACACUGUGGUCUGGUCUCACUCUGUGUGUGUGUGUGUGUGUGUUAGUUUAUGUGUGUAUGUAUGCAUUAGUUUGUGUGUGUGUGUUUUAAAAUGUCUUGAGGCACAUUCCAACCCCAUCAUUAAUACAGUGUUAGAAAUAGAGGCCUGUAUGGUCAGAAAUACUGUGUGUUCUCUGCUUCAACCAGAGACUGUAAUCUGGUUGUGGAUUCUUGAACUUCCAGCUGCUCUAGCAACACGUUUCAGCUCAUACACAUCACACACACACACACACACACAUGACACACACACACAACACUCACACACACCACACACACAGACACACACACACACACACCACAGACACUUUUAUGUAAUGUAUUUCUAAUGGUGUUUUUGGUAAUGAUUUUACCACAUCUACAGUACACUGCAAAAUAUUCCCAUAUCCACACUGCUCAGUGUAAUCUAACCACGGUGCUUUAUAGGGGUGAGACGUAGCAUGUUGAUGUACUACUACUAUAGUUUUUACUAUUUUUACUCAAAGGCACGUUUACCUUUAAAACGUCUGGUUUAUGGUGCAUUUAUUGGCCUAGUUGGAAUAUGAGGCUGUGCGUAACAAAAAUGGCCGCCAACAGCUGUUUUCAAGUUAUCAGUGUACAUGUUUGUAUCCCUCUUUGCCUCUCUAUUCAUUCAGAUUGAGGUUGGGGUUCAAUCCCAUCGCGGGUUAAAUGCAUCGUGGCGUUUUAAAGGCAAUUGAGUCGACAUAUACAGCGUUUAUUGUGAAUGGGAACAUUGCCUUAAAAAGCCUCAAUGGCCAUAACCUGCGAUCGGAUUGGAUCCCGGCCAAAGUCCAACUAGGCUGCGAGUUAGAGCUCUUCACCACAAGAUGAGGGAGAGAUGAGGAGAAAGGUUUACAGGGAGAGGAGAAAGAGUUACGCAUCUGGUCCAUUUUUGGAUCCCUCUCUUUUCUGUUUAAACAACUUCAAAUCUGAAAUGGGCAGAGAGAGAGAUGAUGUCACUCAGAACAUGUGAACCCAUUGUACCUAUACAACGCUUUUUGGGAGGAGGAGGAGGGGGGGAGGAAGGGGGAGAGAGGGGAGGGGUUGGGUGUUUUGGGUAAAGGGAGUAGGGGAGAAACAAGAGUGGAGGGGGGGAGGAAGGGGGAGAGAGGGGAGGGGUUGGGUGUUUUGGGUAAAGGGAGUAGGGGAGAAACAACAACAUUGUUUGUUUUGCACCUUAGACUUUUCUACUCCAUUGUACAUCUAUUGACAGUCGCCAACUCGGUGACAAACGGCUGUAUAUAAAAAGUAAUAAACCUCUUUACAAAUGUU
Messenger RNA from Oncorhynchus kisutch (coho salmon), 4761 nucleotides. RefSeq names its product actin filament-associated protein 1-like. Gene Ontology annotation, molecular function: SH3 domain binding; SH2 domain binding. NCBI's taxonomy places the organism in Eukaryota, Metazoa, Chordata, Actinopteri, Salmoniformes, Salmonidae. Gene Ontology annotation, cellular component: cytosol. The record is from RefSeq and is a predicted model, not a curated record.